AUGAAAUUAGAGGUUUCUAAUUACUUGUGGGAAAUGUACUAUGGAGGAUGGGCAGCACCUAAUAUAUACUUCUUGGGGUUUGCUGGUGUAGUCAAGUUCGGAAACCUUCGAAUUGGUGGACUCUCUGGAAUUUAUAAACAGCCCGAUUUUCUUAAAGGACACUUUGACAGGCCUCCUUAUAAUGGUCAUACUAUUAGGUCAGUAUAUCAUGUUCGUGAGUAUGAUUUCCACAAACUCAUGCAAGUUGAGGAACCAGUCGAUAUUUUUCUUUCACAUGAUUGCCCUGUUGGCAUCACUGAUUGUGGGGACUGGAAGGAACUUGUUCGGGAAAAACCAGAUUUUAAGCAGGAGGUUCAAGAAAGAAAUCUUGGAAGUAAACCAGCUGCUCAAUUGCUAGAAAAACUGAAACCACCUUAUUGGUUUUCAGCUGAUUUACACUGCAAAUUUGCUGCUCGUGUUCAACAUGGGGAAGAUGGUUCAGUGACAAACUUUCUUGCCCUUGAUAAGUGCCUACCAGGACGCAAAUUUCUUCAGUUAGUUUGUUGA
This is a messenger RNA of Malus domestica (apple), 546 nucleotides long. The record is from RefSeq and is a predicted model, not a curated record. Lineage: Eukaryota; Viridiplantae; Streptophyta; Magnoliopsida; Rosales; Rosaceae.